Molecule: messenger RNA, 2005 nt
Organism: Megalops cyprinoides (Indo-Pacific tarpon)
Lineage: Eukaryota; Metazoa; Chordata; Actinopteri; Elopiformes; Megalopidae
Product: tricarboxylate transport protein B, mitochondrial
Exons: 9
Coding region: 214-1167 (317 amino acids)
Biological process (GO): mitochondrial citrate transmembrane transport
Source: RefSeq, a predicted model, not a curated record
AACACUGAGUCUUCUGAAGGCACGUCUGAUGUGUCUGCCCAUCCCAAAUGAUUUACGUAUACUUAGUUUCAUACUGUAGCUAGCUACCUUUGUAGCUCAUGUGCUUAGCGCUGCAUCACAUUAACUGGAAAGUAAUUUAGGAAAGGAAAAACAACAUAAACAAGCACGUAGUUUAAUAUCUGCUAGUUCAAAUUUUCAGUUUAGUUUACAAAUAUGUACGGAAACAACAAAUUUGUCAGCCCUUUCCACAGACCUCGGUGUUUGGCAGCCGCUGCUCCAGCCGGCAAAGCGAAAUUAACGCACCCUGGCAAAGCGAUUUUAGCAGGUGGAAUUGCUGGAGGGAUCGAGAUCUGCAUCACCUUCCCCACAGAGUAUGUGAAGACCCAGCUGCAGCUGGAUGAAAAGGCCAACCCCCCACGUUACAAGGGUAUUGCGGACUGUGUGAAGCAAACCGUGCAGAGCCAUGGUGUGAAAGGAUUGUAUCGAGGUCUCAGCUCCCUGCUCUACGGCUCCAUUCCCAAAUCCGCUGUCAGGUUUGGUGUAUUCGAGUUUCUUAGCAACCAGAUGAGGGAUGAGACAGGCAAGCUGGACAGCAAGAGGGGACUGAUCUGCGGGCUGGGCGCAGGUGUGGCCGAAGCCGUGCUGGUGGUAUGUCCCAUGGAAACAGUGAAGGUUAAGUUCAUCCAUGACCAAAGCUCAGCUAAUCCUAAAUACAGAGGUUUCUUCCAUGGGGUGAGGGAAAUUGUACGACAGCAAGGACUUAGGGGAACAUAUCAGGGGUUAACCGCAACAAUCCUGAAGCAGGGCUCCAACCAGGCUAUCCGAUUCUUUGUCAUGACCUCACUGAGGAACUGGUACAAAGGUGAUAACCCCAACAAGGCCAUGAACCCUGUGGUCACAGGGUUGUUUGGUGCCAUUGCCGGGGCAGCCAGCGUGUUUGGGAACACCCCACUGGAUGUGAUUAAAACCAGGAUGCAGGGUCUGGAGGCUCACAAAUAUAAAAACACUGUGGACUGUGCCAUUCAAAUCAUGAGGCACGAGGGGCCUGCAGCGUUCUACAAGGGGACCAUUCCACGUUUAGGACGUGUCUGCCUGGAUGUUGCGAUAGUUUUUAUAAUCUAUGAUGAGGUGGUAAAAGUACUGAACAAAGUUUGGAAGACCGAGUGAGGAGGAGGAACACAACUGGCCUAGCCAGCAUGGCUUAGGGCUGGCCCUGUGACAUCACUGUGUGACCGAAGAUGGGGACAGUCUAUAAAAAAUGGGUGUGCCAUAGGCGGUGCUUUAGUCCACUUGUAGCAACAUUUUAACUAGUAUGUACUAUAUCUAAUUUUAGCAAUGUCUGUUACUUACAGGUUUGAUAGGGUGGAGGGAUUUUAUGGGCUGAAAUGGAUGUGUUGUUUAAAGUCCCCAGUGUCUUCAUCAUGGGUUCUACUAAGCCAUGUGAAGCAGGGCAGCCAGUGACCUAGGCCAUAUCAGUGUUCUAGCCUAAAUGCACUGUGGGUCCAAAUGAGAUUAUGUGACCAAGGCUUUCAUAUUGCUUGACAUGAGUUGCCAAGUGAAAGUUGUUUUUUUUUUUUUUUUUUUGUCUGCUGCCAAAAUAUGACCUGAUCUCUACUUGUAGUUACCCAGUCAUAACUACCGAGUCAUUUGAAUGCUGAUUCUGUUGCUGCUGUUUGCCACAUGGCCUUUGCCAAGUUGAUUUGCACUCUGACUCUGAAGGGGUCCAGUCCAAAGAGUCAUCUGUAACCUUUUAUUUCCCCCCCAAAAAAACAUUUUUAUCAGGCACUGAUCAACUGCUCCUGGUUCAUUGAGUCCUACACUGAAUCACAAGUUUAAUUCAGCCACAUAUUGUGUAAAGGACACUUAGGAGGGUUCUUUACCAAAAUGAAACCUAGAGAAAGAGUUUCAUUGGUUACGCCUUCCAUGUAUAUACUGGCCCAAUUUAGAACCACCCCCUAGUUCCUCCCCCUUGACCCUUCUUGACCCCCCUCUCCAGAGAUCUGGA